AUGCUUGUGGGCGUCCGUGUGACAUGCAUCAUCGACAUCGAGGAAGCCAAGCUGCGAGAGCUGCUGGAUGUGGGGAACAUGGUCGGCAGGAUAGAGAAUAAACUGCUGACCGUGGUCAGCGGUCCGGACAUGGUCAACAUCGCCUAUUUGAACUUCAUGGCAUUUCAGGAGGAAGUCGCCAAGGAGUGGGCCGAUGAGCUGUUCAGUCUGGCGUCCAACCUGCUCGCACAGAACAUGUCCAGGGAGGCCUGUCUAGAGAAAGUGUAUACAAGGCUGAAGCUGCAGCUGAACCCGGAGGGACGCAUUCCUGUAAAGAACAUUUUCCGGAUGUUUUCGGCAGACAGAAAGCGUGUGGAGACAGCCCUGGAGAACUGCAAUCUGCCUUCAGGCAGGAAUGAUUCCAUCCCACAGGAGGACUUCACCCCCGAGAUAUUCAGAGCUUUCAUCGGCAGCAUUUGCCCGAGACCAGAGAUAGACCACAUCUUCUCAGAAUUCGGGGCCAAGAGCCGGCCGUACCUCACCCUGGAGCAGCUGACCGACUUCAUCAACAACAAGCAGCGGGACCCGCGUCUGAACGAGAUCCUCUACCCGCCGCUGAAGGCUGAGCAAGUGCAGCUGCUCAUCGAGAAAUAUGAACCCAACACCAACCUGGCGCAGAGAGGACAGAUUUCGGUGGAGGGGUUUGCCCGAUAUCUCAGCGGAGAGGAGAAUGGCGUCAUUCCACCGGAGAAGCUUGACCAGAGCGAAGACAUGACGCUGCCCCUCUCCCAUUAUUUCAUAAACUCCUCCCACAAUACCUACCUCACAGCGGGCCAGUUGGCGGGAAAUUCGUCUGUGGAGAUGUACCGGCAGGUUCUGCUCUCCGGCUGCCGCUGUGUGGAGCUGGACUGCUGGAAGGGCCGCACCGCCGAGGAGGAGCCCGUCAUCACACACGGCUUCACUAUGACAACCGAAAUCUCCUUCAAGGAGGUCAUCGAGGCGAUCGCCGAGUGCGCGUUCAAAACGUCGCCCUUCCCCGUCAUCCUGUCCUUCGAGAACCACGUGGACUCGCCAAAGCAGCAAGCCAAGAUGGCAGAAUAUUGCAGAUCAAUAUUUGGCGAUGCGUUACUAACUGAACCACUGGAGAAAUACCCUCUGGAGGCCGGCGUGCCGUUACCCAGUCCCCAGGACCUGAUGGGGAAAAUCCUUAUCAAAAACAAGAAGAAGUCACCCAAGUCAGAUGGCAGCACGAAGAAGAAGCUCUCGGAGCAAGCAUCCAACACCUGCAGCGACACCUCCAGCGUCUUCGAGCCCUCCUCCCCCAGUGCAGGAUCCGCCAAUCUGGAGAUCCCAGAUGCCCCACAACAGUCUUCUCAGGAGGGCAAUGACCUCAAACCCCAUGGACGCAAGUCUAUAGGGGAGGUGGAAGCAGAGAGUGAGGAGGAUGAUGAUGAAGAUGACGACUGUAAGAAGUCCUCCAUGGACGAGGGCACGGCAGGGAGUGAGGCCUUCGCCACAGAGGAAAUGUCCAAUCUGGUCAACUACGUUCAGCCUGUUAAGUUCAACACCUUUGAGGCUUCCAAAAAAAUCAACCGGAGCUAUCAGAUGUCUUCAUUUGUGGAGACCAAAGCUCUGGAGCAGCUCACUAAGUCCCCAGUGGAGUUUGUGGAGUACAACAAACUCCAGCUCAGCCGAAUCUAUCCCAAAGGCACCAGGGUCGACUCUUCCAACUACAUGCCCCAAGUGUUCUGGAAUGCGGGAUGCCAGUUAGUGGCUUUAAACUUCCAGACAAUAGACCUCUCUAUGCAGUUAAACCUGGGCAUGUUUGAGUAUAAUGGCAAGAGCGGAUACAGGCUUAAGCCAGAAUUCAUGAGAAGACCGGAUAAGCACUUUGACCCCUUCACGGAGAGCACAGUGGAUGGGAUUGUAGCCAACACCUUAUCAGUUAAGAUCAUAUCUGGACAGUUUCUAUCAGAUAAAAGGGUUGGCACUUACGCAGAAAUCGACAUGUUUGGGCUGCCGGUCGACACAAGGAGGAAAGCGUUCAAAACAAAGACAUCUCAGGGCAAUGCGGUCAACCCUGUGUGGGAAGAAGAGGCCAUAGUCUUUAAGAAGGUGGUUCUGCCCACCCUGGCCUCUCUCAGAAUCGCUGUGUUUGAGGAAGGAGGGAAAUUCAUCGGCCACCGUAUCAUCCCUGUGUCCGCAAUCCGCCCAGGGUACCACUACAUUGGCCUCAGGAAUGAGAAGAAUCAAGCGCUGACUUUGCCUGCACUAUUUGUCUACAUUGAAGUUAAGGAUUAUGUGCCUGAUACCUUUGCAGAUGUGAUCGAAGCGCUGUCCAACCCCAUCAAAUAUGUCAAUCUGAUGGAGCAGAGAGCCAAUCAGCUGGCUGCGCUCACACUGGAGGAGAGAGAGGAAGUUGUUGACAAGGAGGUCGAGCCCAGUGGUGACACGCCGUCUGAACCCAAGACUGACCCCAAACCUGCACCAGCAGAGAAUGGGGUGAACCACGCCCCUGGCCCUAUCCCCAAACCCCCACCAAAGGACACUCAUGCACCCCAGCCUACUGGGUCAGUGAAACCAGUGGUGAAAACUGAAGACAUCAUUCAGAGUGUUCUCACAGAGGUGGACGCUCAGAGCGUGGAGGAGCUCAAGCAGCAGAAAGCCUUCGUCAGGGAACAGAGGAAGCACUACAAAGAGAUGAAGGAGCUGGUGAAGAAGCACCACAAGAAGACCACGGACAUGAUCAAGGAGCACACCGCCAAGUACAACGAGCUGCAGAACGACCACCUGCGCAGACGGGCGCUCCUGCAGAAAUCUGCGAAAAGAGACGGUAAGAAGAGGGGCACCACCUCCAGCCCGGAGCACCACCCGUCCUCCAUCGAGCAGGAGCUGGCCGCCCUGGACCAGGAGAGCGGGCAGAGGCUGGCCGAGCUGAAGGAGCAGCAGCAGCAGCAGCUCCUGGACCUGCGGCAGGAGCAGUACUACAGCGAGAAGUACCAGAAACGGGAACACAUGAAGCAGCUGGUGGAGAAACUGACGGCGGUGGCAGAGGAGUGUCAGAACAAUCAGCUGAAGAAGCUAAAAGAGAUCUGUGAAAAGGAGAAAAAAGAUUUGAAAAAGAAAAUGGACAAGAAACGACAGGAGAAGAUUAACGAGGCCAAGUCUAAAGAGAAGAACAUGACAGAGGAAGAGAAACUAGAGAUCAACAGAUCCUAUGUGAAUGAGGUGGUGCAGUACAUCAUACGGUUAGAAGAAGCUCAAAGCAAAAGACAAGAAAGACUCCAGGAGAAGCACAAGGAAAUUCGACAGCAAAUCCUGGAUGAAAAGCCAAAGCUGCAAAGCGAAUUGGACCAGGAGUACCAGGACAAAUUCCACCGGCUCCCGGUGGAGAUCCAGGAGUUUGUGCAGGACACCACUAAAGGCAAGCUGAGCGAAGAUGGAGACCACGCCCACCUCCCCCCGUCCUCCACCUUCGAAAAACUCAACCACAAGUCUGGCCAGUCUGAGGAUGACAUCGAAGAGGAGACGGCUGAGAAAAUAUAUGACACACCCCUCUAGGCAUCUGUGCUGUUCCUUUAGGUAACUCUCUGUUAAUCCGUUCCUUUGGAUGGCUGGUGUUGUGUUGGUUUUGGUUUCUACACCCGCAGCGCUACAACCUGCUGGUGGGAGUACAGGACAUUUGGCUGACAGGAUUAGGGCUGCUGGAAACAGGAUUUACUUGAAUUAUUUUUCUGAAAGGAAUUUGUAUUCCUUUUGAUGUUUUAACUCCUACUUUAUUAACAGCCAAAGUAUGGUAGUCUAGGUUCAGUCAUCACGGUUUCUAGUGUGGUGCGGGUCAUGGUGCCAGUGUUUGGGUUUAAAUACACAAAUACUUUCCUUUUAUACUGUUGUAAAAUAAAAUUAUCAGUAGCAUUACUAUCAAUAUAAAUAUAAUUAUAAUUACGACUGUCUACUAGUACACUACCACAACAAGUACAAAACUUAAGAAAUAUUGGUGAUUAAAACAGCUGAGUUUUGAAUGGGAUUGGAAUGGUGAAAUUGGAGGCACUGUGCUUACGCAAAUACGCAGUUCUUCAAGUUCCAGUUAAAGCAUUCCGCUUCUGGUCUGUCUGCUGCAGAUCCAGUUAUCCUGUCCUAUGUCCUGCUCCACAGGGUGGCCUACACUGUAUAUUGGCACUGAAAUAGGACUGUCCUUCAGGGAGCACGGGAGGUUCACUGGCCUUACGUUGUCCUUUCUGAAAUAGAUUUGUGUCGCUGCUAAUGUUAAUUUUUAUUUGCA
This is a messenger RNA of Megalops cyprinoides (Indo-Pacific tarpon), 4261 nucleotides long. RefSeq names its product 1-phosphatidylinositol 4,5-bisphosphate phosphodiesterase beta-1-like. Gene Ontology annotation, biological process: lipid catabolic process; memory; phosphatidylinositol-mediated signaling. The record is from RefSeq and is a predicted model, not a curated record. NCBI's taxonomy places the organism in Eukaryota, Metazoa, Chordata, Actinopteri, Elopiformes, Megalopidae. Gene Ontology annotation, molecular function: phosphatidylinositol-4,5-bisphosphate phospholipase C activity; calcium ion binding; calmodulin binding. Bases 1 to 3540 code for a protein of 1179 amino acids. Gene Ontology annotation, cellular component: nuclear speck; cytoplasm. The transcript has 31 exons.